Chenopodium quinoa (quinoa) is the source of this 2662-nucleotide messenger RNA. Its product is annotated as pentatricopeptide repeat-containing protein At1g09900-like. The coding region runs from base 523 to 2337 and encodes 604 amino acids. Lineage: Eukaryota; Viridiplantae; Streptophyta; Magnoliopsida; Caryophyllales; Amaranthaceae. The transcript has 2 exons. The record is from RefSeq and is a predicted model, not a curated record. Gene Ontology annotation, molecular function: protein binding.
UAUCUCACAUUGUUACAGGGAAGCCAAUAGAGUAGCGGAUUGGUUAGCUAACUAUGGUGUGACCUUGGAGCAACCUAUGAUCAUUUUUGAGGCGGUCCCGGAGGAUCUAAGGGGAGUAGCUAUGCCGAGGAGGGUAGCUAGGAAGGAUUAGUUUGUUUUGCUUUGUUUUUUUGGUUUCUUGUUUUUGCUUUUUAGUUCUAGUUUUUCUCCUUUCUUUUGGGGCUUGCCCCUCGUGUUCACCAAAAAAAAAAAAAAAAAAAAACUAUAGAUACAAGAAAAUGGGUUGUAAAGUUUAAAAGAUACAAACUAGACUAGAAAGCCCAAACAAAAGUGGGUACCCAUUAACGAACAGCCCUAAUUGUUUAAAGACGGAGUAUACGUUGCCAAUGAAUUAAACGGAUAUUGGAGCUUAUACACGUGUACCCUUCCUUCCCUCUCUCUUCCAUUGAAGCUUACUCUGAACUCCGUUGAAGCGGCUUGUGAGCUCUCCCCUCCAUUGAAGCAGCUUCUAAGAACCCUUGAAUGUUAGGACGGAACUAUGAAAAUGGAAUUUCUCUCUCUGGGUCCAGGGCGGCCGCCCCGCCUGCCGCCCUGGCUCAAGGGCGGGUCUGUGAAAAGGUAUUUUUAGCGUAUAAGAUAAGGUAUGUUGAAUUAUCAGUUGAUAUUCCCGAGUUGAAGAAGGAUAAUAGGGUGUAUAGAAAACAGAAGAGAAAGUUGGUUUGUGCUGUUUCUAAGAAUGAACCUAUGGCUAUCAAUGGUAAGGUUUUCCAUAGCGAGAGGAACUCUCGUGGGCGAUUUGAGGAUGACAAUUCAUCUUUGGGCUAUUCUGGUCCAACUUAUGAUGAAUAUGAGAGCAAUAAUCAUCUUCGCCGUUUGGUUAGGAACGGGGAGCUUGAGGAAGCCUUUAAGAAUCUUGAAAGUAUGGUUUAUCGGGGUGAUAUCCCUGAUAUUAUACCAUGUACUAGUUUGAUUCGCGGGUUUUGUAGGGUUGGUAAAACUAGGAAGGCCACUAGGGUUUUGGAGAUUCUUGAGGAAUCUGGAGCUGUACCUGAUGUGAUUACUUAUAAUGUUUUGAUUAGUGGGUAUUGUAGAGCUGGGGAGAUGGAUAAUGCAUUAAGGCUUCUUGACCGUAUGAGUGUUGCUCCGGAUGUUGUGACCUAUAACACCAUCUUGCGUAGUUUGUGUGAUAGUGGGAAAUUAAAACAGGCUAUGAAGGUUCUUGAUAGACAGAUGGAAAGGGAAUGUUACCCAGAUGUGAUCACAUAUACUAUAUUGAUCGAAGCAACUUGUAAGGAAAGUGGGGUUGGCCAAGCAAUGAAACUUCUUGAUGAAAUGAGGAGCAAAGGUUGUAAGCCUGAUGUGGUCACCUAUAAUGUUCUUAUAAAUGGGAUUUGCAAGGAAGGGAGAUUGGAUGAGGCAAUUGAUUUUUUGAAUAGCAUGCGAUCACUUGGUUGCCAACCAAAUGUAAUAACCCACAAUAUUAUCUUAAGAAGCAUGUGUAGCACUGGAAGGUGGAUGGAUGCCGAGAAGUUAUUGUCUGACAUGCUUCAGAAGGGCUGUUCUCCUAGUGUUGUUACCUUUAAUAUACUCAUCAAUUUCUUGUGUAGGAAAGGGCUGUUGGGCCGGGCAAUUGAUAUGUUAAAUAAAAUGCCAAAACACGGCUGCACCCCUAACUCCUUGAGUUACAAUCCUUUACUCCAUGCAUUUUGCAAAGAAAAGAAAAUGGAUAGGGCGCUUGAAUAUCUUGGUAUAAUGGUCUCUCGAGGAUGUUAUCCUGAUAUUGUGACCUACAACACUCUCCUUACAGCUUUAUGCAAAGAUGGGAAUGUUGAGGUUGCUUUGGAACUACUGAAUCAGUUAAGUAGCAAGGGUUGCUCACCAGUUCUGAUUACCUACAACACAGUAAUUGACGGGCUCUCUAAGUCAGGAAAGACAGAACAUGCCAUAAAGCUUCUGGAUGAGAUGCAGAAGAAGAGGUUGCGACCUGAUAUAAUAACUUAUUCUUCAGUUGUUUCAGGGCUUAGCAGAGAGGGAAAUGUUGAAGAAGCAAUUAGAUUCUUCCAUGAAAUAGAAAGGAUAGGAAUCCAACCUAAUGCAAUUACCUAUAACUCUAUCAUGUUGGGACUUUGCAAAGCUCGAGAUACUGCUCGUGCUAUUGACUUCUUGUCUUAUAUGAUAUCAAAAGGUUGCAAACCUACUGAAGCUACGUACACCAUUCUUGUUGAAGGUAUUGCAUAUGAAGGUCUAACUGAGGAGGCUUUGGAGUUACUGAAUGAGUUGUGUGCUAGAGGGUUUGUGAAGAAAAGUUCAGCUGAACAGGUAGCUGUAAAGAUGUAGAUCAACAGAGGCUAGUGAGUUAAUGCUCCUGCUUUUUGCUCACAAACUAUCGUAGUUCUAUAAUUGCUUACCCUGCCUCUCUGUAGUUAGUGAUGUCAGGAUUCAAUUUUGUUUGUGUUCUUGAGUCCUGCAUAGUUCAAUAUCAUGUCAUAUACUCUUAUGUAAGCUUUUGCUCAUAUAGUUUGUUUCACCAGGAUACCUUGCACUUGUAUAAUCCAAAUAGUUUUGAGCUGAUUUCUUUAUCUCCCUCUUUCUUGUAAAAACUCGUGAUUAGUUCUUUAAGUAUAUUGUUUAAGAGCUACCCUUAACAUGGGGACUCGAUGAA